Messenger RNA from Bombyx mori (domestic silkworm), 6839 nucleotides. Its product is annotated as protein RCC2 homolog. Gene Ontology annotation, molecular function: small GTPase binding. The record is from RefSeq and is a predicted model, not a curated record. The transcript is spliced from 12 exons. Gene Ontology annotation, biological process: negative regulation of GTPase activity. Lineage: Eukaryota; Metazoa; Arthropoda; Insecta; Lepidoptera; Bombycidae. Bases 179 to 1621 code for a protein of 480 amino acids. Gene Ontology annotation, cellular component: membrane.
UACAAUGUUUUUAUGGAGGCAUUCAACAACCGAAAAAAGGCCGCGGCUCACGUUAAACAAAUUUUUUCGCGGCAUCCCCAUUGACCUGUCAAUUCGUCUAGCUUGUUAGACAUAUUAGGAUUAAUUAAAUUUUGAUAUUAAAUACCUACUUGUUUCAGUUAAGAAAGCCGAAUAAAACAUGUCAACGGCAAGUCGUAAGCGUCCACUGCCAAGUUCUAGUAACCGUGGAAAGGUCUCAAGAAGGAAGAAACCUCUGGUCUCUGAAGAUGAGGAUAGUAAUGAUUCAACUACUUCCAAUCCACCAGCUGAACAGUCAAAACCUUCAACACCGGAGCCUGAAGAAUGUACCACUAAAUUACCUGAGGAACUACUGAAGACUUUCUACAAGACUCCUGGUGUUUUGAUGAUAGCCGGUCUGGUGUCAUGGGAUCUUACCGCCAGGAGGGACAACAAUCCAACCAAACGUACCCACCCGAACCUUUAUACAUUUCAUAAGUUCACCGAUCGUCGGUACCGACUUAUAGUCAGUGGGUGCACUGCAGGACAUUCAGUUUUGGUGUCCGAAGAGGGAGAAGCCUACACGUUUGGUCGCAAUGCGUGUGGUCAACUCGGCUUCGGAGACACGGUGACACGGAGCGUUCCCGAGCUAGUACCAGAGUUGAAGGGCAAGAACAUCAUCCACGCCGCAGUUGGGAGACACCAUACAUUGUUUGUGACCGACACUGGCUGUGUAUACGCUUGCGGGGACAACAAGAGCGGUCAGUGCGGACUUGGGAAUACAACACCUCAGAUCUUGAAACCAACUCGGAUUAAAUACAAUGGAACACCGAUCGUGAAAGUAGGAUGCGGUGCCGAGUUCUCUAUGAUACUUGACUGCAACGGGAACUUGCAUUCGUUUGGAAUGCCCGAGUAUGGACAACUAGGUCACAACACUGAUGGCAAGUACUUUGUGACUUCGACUAAACUCUCGUUCCACUUCGAGACUAUUCCAAAGCAGAUCACUCUAUACAUUCAGAAGUCGAAAGAUGGCUACAUAACACCUGUCAAAGAUGUCACAAUUGUCGAUCUGUCAUGCGGGAAUAAUCAUACAGUAGCAAUAGACUCAAUGAAGCGGGCCUUCAGUUGGGGUUUUGGUGGUUUCGGUCGCCUCGGUCACGCUGAACAAAAGGACGAGAACGUUCCGAGGCUGAUCAAAUACUUUGAUACUGUGGGCAGAGGCGUUCGGUCAGUUCAUUGCGGUGGUACUUACAGUCUUGCAGUCAAUGACCAGGGUGCCCUGUUUAUGUUCGGUCAAACAAAACGGACUGGAGAGGCCAACAUGUACCCAAAACCGGUCCACGAUCUCACCGGCUGGAACAUAAAAAGUGUCGGCACAAGUAACACAUCCAUAGUAAUAGCAGCGGACGACUCACUGAUUGCUUGGGGUGUAUCACCAACUUAUGGGGAAUUGGGCAUGGGCGAGAUAAAUAAGUCUACAGCCAAGCCUAAAGAAGUGAGCCGUAUGGAUAGCCUCGGCAUAACCCAGGUCGCCAUGGGUUAUUCUCACACACUCCUCCUGUGCGAUAACAAUAUAGAAGAAGUUAAGCAGAAACUGGACACUAUCCCCGCAUUCGAACCAUAGACCCCGCGUAACCAAUCUGCUCUUGUUGAUGGUCAUCCAUCACGCCCAUUUUUCAUGAUUUUUUAAAGUAAGUACUUUUCUAAAUUAAUUCCGGUUGUGAAAAUUGAGGAGUGUCUAUUCAAAAAUAUUUUUUAAAGAAAUACCGAAUGGUUUCUUAACUAAUAAGGGAUGAUGAAAUGGGAGAACUAGAAACACCUGCCUUGUUUUUUUAUUACUUUAUCCUUAUACAGUAUACCAUUGAAAUAAAUUAAAAAUUGUACUUGCAUUAAUACACAAACGGAAACUAUUAUUUCAAAUUGUUUAUUAAAUUACUUGACUUUGACAAAAAACCUCAAAUAAAGAGACGUUUAAGUCAACAUUUUUUUGGAAAAAUAUAUAUUUUGUGAGUAUAUAGUUUAUACAAUUUGUAUAAUCUAAACUCCUCGGUUGUUUAAAGGUCAUGACUUAUGACGCGACAUUAUACAAUCAGAAGUAAUGUAAAUGUUGAAAAAAAUUCAUAUGCCCCUUUUUAUAUCUAGUUACAUUAAUAAGACUGACAUAUAAUCAUAACUUUUUUUGUUUAAAACCAAAUUACGUAUUUAAUUCAGUUAGUAUGUGCUUUUCCGGAAUUGUAUAAAACGUUUGUAUUUCAAAUAUAAAAUAUUAAAAUUACCAUCAGCAAGAGCAUUUUUAAAUUAAAUGAUGCAGCCGAUUUCUUUGUAUGUUUACUAUAUUUUUGACUUGGCUUUAAGUAAUUGUCAAGUUGAUCUUUUUGACUGAAAUAAAAAGAUUUUGGUUUAAACUUCAAAUGUAAACUUGAUUUUUUAAAUCUUACUUUUUGUUAAGACAGUAAUUAUGUAGGGACAUCAAUUUUUAAAUGUUAAUAUGGGUUUUACUAUAAACAGCAUUAUAAUGUAAACAGUUUUAAUAUGAGUAUUAAUUACACUAUGCUGAUUUUAUUUGCAAAUAACAAAUACAUUAUUAUAAACAAAGAAAAUUUAGUUUUUAAUAUUUUUUUUAAUUACAAUAUUUAGUAUUUCACUCUUAUACAGAAAGUUUUAGUUAAAAUGGUGUAUUGAAGUAACACUACAGUUAUAAAUACAUCAACGUCGCAAGCAGUGGGCACUGAUUAAAAAUGAACAUUUAAUUUUUUUUAUAAAAUAAAAAACAGUUUAAUAAAUAUUUUUCUAGAUUCGCUAUAGUUAUUUUCAAAUAAUUAUUUGAAAAUCGCUUUUCAAGGUUAUGACGUCAUCAGUGGUCAUCCACUCAAGUCAUAAAUGAUUUAUAUUUUAUCUAAGAAUUUAAGUACAAUAUCUCACUAAAAAUAGCUUCAAUUGUUAUAUACCCCAAUGACUAUAAGUCUUUAAAACAUUCAAGUCAUUUCCUGCUUUGAGCUAAAACUAAAAGGUGUUUUGAGGUUAUCAAUAUGCUCAUAACAAUACUGACAUUUGAGUCGUACACAGAGUAUAUAACAAUAUAGGAUAUAGUAUCUGUUUAAAUAAAGCCAAUGGUGACGUCAUUUGAGAACAAACGUCCAAUAUUUUUUUACCUAAAUCUAGUUUUCUGUAGUCAGCUGGUAUAUUCUUUGGUGCGGUUUUUCAAUGAACGAAAUAAGAAAAAUGUUAAUGCCCAUAGUUAUGUUUUUAAACUAACUAGAUCAACAAAAAAACUGUGGAAUUAAUGUUUGAAUUGGCAAUUUAUUAUUAUUUAGCUUAAUUAUGUUGACUACUAUUGGCCAAAUGAUUGGAAUUGGACUAUUGUUUUAAUUUUACUUUUUGUAACCGCGUAACAAUACAAAUUUUCAAUUUAUCGUUCAUAUUAUUGUAUUUAAUACAUUGAUAUAUACAUAUGUAAUAUAAUCGACAAUAGGUACCAAACAAAAAAAAAACGUGACAAACAGACGAAAAUUGUAGUGACUGAUUUGUCUUUGCCUUUUUAAAUAUAGAUAGAUACCUCCACUACCUCAAAUUGGCAUAGCUAUGCUUUAGUAUAAGCAACAGAGAUCAGAUAAAAAGUUUAACUUGUGACGUCAUUAUAGAGGAAUCAGUAGACCGCUUUCUGUUAUAUAAACAACACAACAAUAUUGUUCGUAUAAAUGCGACAUUUAAAUGUAGUAGCAGUAUUAAACAACUUAAACCUAUGUAUUAAUUUAGGAGUCCUGCAUUAGAGUAUACUUAAUACUCAAGUUGUAAUUUCACUUCGACAAUCCUUCGGAAUUCGAGUCGAGUGACGACGACCACUUAUCCACAGACGGGCCGUAUGCUCGUCUUCGUCCUUAGGCGAUUAAAAUGUUUUAAAAACGUAAUCAUAAGCAAUAACGAUUGAAUAAUAAAAAUCAAGUUCACAUGAUAAUAUAAUUCAAGAAACCCAUGAAUGUAUUGCGACGAAACAGCCGGGUUAAGAAUGAAAAAUGACGUAUGAUCAUACAAAAGAAAUAGGCCACAAAUGCAUUCCAAUAUACGAAAAGAAAACAUUCUAGAAAUGUCGUAUACUAAACGUAACAUUAACAGUUAAGUAUUUAGAUGUUAAACUCUUAUUGUCUCCUACGAUUUUAUUGAUAUGUUUACAAUAAGCCGCUUUUAUAAUGUAAACAGUAUUUUUUUAAAUAUUGCCUUUUGUUCUUUCGGUCUUAGCAAUGAGCUACGUUUAGUUUGACUGACGAUUAUCGAAUAUUUUUUUAUUAAAAAAAAAAAAGCUCAACAUUUUCCAUUCUCAUUCCAUUUUAUUAUAAAUUCUGUAGGUUUUUAGGUAGUACUUAUUCGAUAGUUAAAUUUUAAGGAUUCGGUCUUUGUGUCAGCGGGUGAUUGUAGCUGAGCGAUUUUCUAUAAAAGCUAAAACAAUCAUAAAGCAAUGUCACGAUUUAAUUUAUCCUUGAUUUACAAAGGCGAAAUACAUACGGCCCCAUGUUAGAAUUCCUUGUUUAAUGGGUACCAAAGAUUGACAUCCACACGUUUAUAUAUAUAUACAUAUGUGAGAAUCGAACCCAUGAUCCUCGACUAAUAACUGCACCACCAAGUCAGUCAGUCUGAUUUCAGGCUUAUUAUUUUAAUUUAAUUAUUAUCUCUUCAUCGUCCUUGACCACGAUAAUUAUAAAUGUAACACCAUUACAUCGAUCGACUUGCGAAAACCGAAGAAAAAAAAAAUGCAGUUGUGAAUUUAAACAGUACGUUUUAGCGUAUUUACUUAGUUUAGCUUCUUGCUCACAUGGUUGUGUUUUUCUGUUUUAAUUUAGGUAAAAAAAAUAAUCGCUCCGCUACCUUCGCCCAUAAGUGAAAAUACCCAAUUUAUCAAUUAUUAAAGUAUAUUAUGUAGUAUAUACAUAUAGUAUAAAUGUAACUACAGGAACUUUUGUAAUAAAAAUGUUUUAAUUUAAAUAAAACCAGCAAGGCGUUUUAGCUAAAAUAUAUCAUUUCGAAUUUUUUUUUUAACAUUUAGUAGUAUGUUUUGAAACUGUUCUUAAAUUUAUUAAUAAAGAUAUCACAUUUUCCCGCUAAAUUAACAAAAUCUUACUAAGCCUGUGUACCAAAUAGUGUUUUAAAAUGUAUUGUAUACGAUCGAGGUAUCUAACAAUAUAUUUUUUUUAGAAAUGAACAAUUAAGAACUUAUAUUGUUUUUGUAUUAAAUUUCACAAUUUGUUUGAUUUAUAUAUUGAUUUAAGCAGCUUUAAGUAUUUUCAACAAAAAACUUGUAUAACUUGUUCCUAAAGAAAUAAAUAUUAAUCAACAUUCUACCUGAAUACUAAAAUGAAUAAUUUUAUAUUUAUGACUGACUGCUUUUGGCAUGUGUGUUACGUUUAAAAAUGGUUGUGAAUUGUGAAUAUAAGCAUAGAAUGGCCAAGAUCUAACUCUUGUAAUUUAAUCAGGAAUAAUCCACACAUCGUAAUAGAGGUUUUGGCUAAUUUUAAAUUUACUAUGCAAAGAUACAAUAGUUUAUCAUAACAAAACCUUCAUUUGGUUUAAUAGUGACCAAUUUUAAAUCUAAUUAAAACUAUAAAAACGAUAAUAUAAUUUAUUAUGCUAAUAACCAUUCAUCAUCAUCAUCAUCAUCAUCUUAGGCCUUACAGCCCAGGGUGGGCCUUAGCCUGGUCCAGUAUGUCUCUCCAGACUGCUCUGUUCAGGGCUUUCUCCUUCCAGUUCUUGACGCCGAUAUUUUUGAGGUCGCGCUCCACGCAAUCCAACCAUCGGAGUUUGGGUCUGCCACGACUUCUGCGGCCCUCUGGUUUGCCAUAGAGCAAUUGUCUCGGCAUUCUGGUACUCUCCAUUCGAACCACAUGUCCUGCCCAUCGUAGGCGUCCAAUCUUUAUAGUUGUUAUGAUGUUAGGAUCUUUGUAAACAUCAUACAACUCGUGGUUACAGCGCGUCCUCCAUAUCUCUAAUAACCAUUGGCGGCCUGUAAACAUUACUUGGAGAUGCUUUCGAUCAAUCAAAUAAUGUGCUAUCAGCGGUAUGAUACAAAAAAUAAUAGCCAACAAACAAAAUACAUAUUCCUGCAAAUGCUAUAUAUUUAUUUACAUACUUGUGUACAUGUAUCUCCCUUUUAAAGUUUAGUAUGAUCAUCUACAUUUUUUAUAACGAUUAAGAAUAUAAUAAUGUUGAUGUUAGUAGUAGAAAAAAAUAAUGUAAUAUUAAUAUAAAAUGGUUUUUAUGGAACAUUAAGAUUUAAAUUAAAAACUAUUUUAGUUUUCAGUUUUAUAAGAUCGUAUAUUCAUACUGUAUUUUAUUUUAAUAUUAGAUAUUUCCAAUUAUAUAUCAUUUUGUAAACUCGGUGUUGUACUUAUUAAAUAACUUUAAAUAUUAAAUUCAUUUAUAACAUUUCUUGCGUAUUACCAAAACUGAUGUUUAUAUUUAAAAAUAAAAACGUUACCAAAACCGAACACCCCUUACGGAAAUAAAAUGAACAAUGGUAAUCUAGUUUCUGUUACGUAAAAAUAAGUUAUCACUGUCAACAUAUGAAAAGAAGAUAGUUUAUGAUAAGUUUGUGUGAUUUAGUUAAUAUUCAUAAACGCCAAUGUAACUAACAAUUUUAAUUAUUGUUAUAACGGUUCCGUAGUUUUACAAUUAAACUAUUUAGAAUUUAAGCUGUUUCACCUCUUUAUAAUAAUAUCUCCACUUACAGGAAUUUUUCGGAACAUUUUUAUAGUUCGAGGGAAUUACAAUCUCAUUUGUGUCGAAUACGUUAUUAUUGUAAUAAAAACCUGCCGACGACCUUGAUUUAAUAAAUAAAAGUUUUCUUUUCUCUA